Orcinus orca (killer whale) is the source of this 3905-nucleotide messenger RNA. RefSeq names its product BTB/POZ domain-containing adapter for CUL3-mediated RhoA degradation protein 3-like. NCBI's taxonomy places the organism in Eukaryota, Metazoa, Chordata, Mammalia, Artiodactyla, Delphinidae. The record is from RefSeq and is a predicted model, not a curated record. The transcript has a single exon. Gene Ontology annotation, molecular function: ubiquitin-protein transferase activity. Bases 1734 to 2735 code for a protein of 333 amino acids. Gene Ontology annotation, cellular component: Cul3-RING ubiquitin ligase complex. Gene Ontology annotation, biological process: proteasome-mediated ubiquitin-dependent protein catabolic process; negative regulation of Rho protein signal transduction; protein homooligomerization.
AAGAGAAGCCACUGCAAUGAGAAGCCCACGCACCACAAUGAAGAGUAGCCCCCCGCUCACUGCAACUAGAGAAAGCCCGCGCGCAGCAAUGAAGACCUAACACAGCCAAAAAUAAAUAAAUAAAUAAAAAAGGCUCAGGGAUUGAUGAAUUUGGACUAACAAUUCCAAUUAAUUAUGUAAACCAGUAAGAAAGAGUGAGAUCUUGUUUUCAAUUGAUGUGAAAAUGUACCCAGAACCUAGAAAGAAUGAUGCCUGGUAGAAAGGAUUAAAGAAGAGAUUCUCUUUCUUAUUGAGAAAUAGAAUAUAUUGUAGUUAAAAUUUGAGUUUUGAAAUUGGAGGGCACUAUUUUUUUAUUUUUGGCUGCAUUGGGUCUUCAUUGAUGCACGCGGGCUUUCUCUAGUUGCAGCAAGCGGGGGCUACUCUAUGUUGCGGUGCGCCUGCUUCUCAUUGCGGUGGCUUCUCUUGUUGCCUAGCAUGAGCUCUAGGCGUGCGGGCUUCAAUAGUUGUGGCGCACGGGCGUAGUUUCUCCGCGGCAUGUGGGAUCUUCCCGGACCAGGGCUCGAACCCGUGUCCCCUGCAUUGGCAGGCGGAUUCUUAACCACUGCGCCACCACGGAAACCCUGGAGGGCACUAUUGGGCUGAAGUUUUAAUUGCUUAAUUGAAGCCAUGAAGUUUAAAAAAUUUUUAUUUUAAAGUGAGACUGACUUUUAUUGAACUUGGAUUAAGAGAAAAUGCGAUGAAUCAGAAAGAGACAAAGUUCUACUUCCUUAAUAAGUGGGUCAGUUAUUUGCUUUGACUGAGAUGUCACUAAUUUUGUGUGGGCUUUGAGUCUAGAGGGGUUAUCUAACUCAAAGCUUCAUAAACUUUUUUGUUCAUGGACCUCACUGAAAAUCUUUUGUAUGUCAUGAGAUACUCUCCCCAGACAUGCACAUGAGUAUACCUUUUGUACAUGAUUUCAAGAGGUUCAGAGAUCCUUGAAUCCUAUCCAUGGGUCCCGAUCUAGCCUUAUUUUAGUGUUGUUACAUAAUGUAUUUUAAUUUAAAAUUUGUUGUUGAUAAUUACCAUUUCAACAUAAGUAAUUGUGACUUUAAUAAGGGUAUGACUAUCAGGUCUGAGCUUCAUCAUAAAAUGGCAUUUUGAGAAGCUAAUGAAAUAUUAUGUUAUUUGGUAGUAUCAGGAAAAAGGGUACAGACUUGACUGGUGGGUAUCAAACAUCCUACUGGAAUGUCCUGUUCUUAAUUUUCUAAUCCCCCUAGCCACCCAGGCAAGCAGCCACAAUUUAUCCCUAUCUGUGAUGAUAGAAUUUUACUUGUCAGGGAUAUAUGGAUAGUUACACUUAAUACUUUAUUUGCUAUCUACUGAUAUUUCCAUGCUGUUUCUACUUUUAUCAGUUUUAUUAAAGAAAGAGUAUGACCAAGCAAAUGCCCAGCAACGUCAAUUUACCCUAAUAAGUGCACUUUACAUCUAGGAGAUUUGGAAUACAUUCUUUUGUGUCACGGUGAGCCUUAAACACUGUCAGCAUGUUCAGUUAUUUAUACUCUUCAGCUCUGGGAGGGCUGGGAAACAUCGUUUUCCCUUUUUCUUCAUCCUCUUAAGGUAUCAACACUGGGAAUCUGUCCACCUGCUUAGCUCAUUCAAAAAACAGUGGUUUAUGGUCAUUUUAGAUCAGUAGUAGUACACUUUGGGCAAAAGGCCUUGUUUGAAUCAUAGACUAUGACUUCUUCCUUUUAAAAAUGAGCGAAGGCCUCGCCUCCGCCCCAGGCUCAUGCGAGCUGGGUGUUUCCUGUGUCUCUCAGUCCGGGUUUGGAGACUGCAGUGUCUUCCAGCUUUUCAUGGAAGAGAUAUCAGGAGAAAGUGUGGUGAGCUCAGCAGUACCAGUGGCUGCGACCCACACCACUUCGUUCAAGGGCACGAGCCCCAGCUCCAAGUACAUGAAGCUGAACAUGGGCGGAGCCCUGUACUACACCACCAUGCAGACGCUGACCAAGCAGGACACUAGGCUGAAGGCCGUGUUCAGCAGGUGCAUAGAGAUGCUCACGGACAGUGAAGGCUGGAUCCUCAUUGACGAGUGUGAGAAGCUCUAUGGUACGAUACUCAAUUACCUUUGUGACGGGGCGGUCCCCUUGCCCGAGAGCCACCGGGAGACUGAGGAGCUGCAGGAAGAAGCCAAGUACUAUCUGGUCCAGGGCCUGGUGGAAGAGUUCCAGGCAGCCCUGCAAAACAAAGAUACUUAUGAGCCUUUCUGCAGAGUUCCUGUUAUCACCUCAUCCAAGGAAGAACAGAAACUUAUAGUGACUUCAAAUAAGCCAGCCGUGAAGUUGCCCUACAACAGAAGUAACAACAAAUACUCGUAUACCAGCAAUUCUGACGACAAUAUGUUGAAGAACAUCGAACUGUUUGAAAAGCUGUCUCUGUGCUUUGAUGGAAGGGUCCUGUUCAUAAAGGAUGUCAUUGGGGAUGAAAUCUGCUGCUGGUCCUUCUACAGCCAGGGCCACAAGAUCGCUGAAGUCUGCUGUACCUCUAUCGUCUACACCACGGAGAAGAAACAGACCAAGGUGGAGUUCCCCGAAGCCCGGAUCUAUGAGGAGACCCUGAAUAUUUUGCUGUAUGAGGCCCAGGAUGACCGGGGACCUGACAGCGCGCUUCUGGAGGCCACAGGUGGGGUGGCCGGUUGCUCCCACCACCUGGACGAGGAUGACGAGUGGGAGCGGAUCUACAUUGCCCAGAUCUGUUGAAGGGGCAGGCCUGUUGUCCCUUCGGCUGAUCUGUGGUCUGGUGCUUGUUGGGACCCCGCAGGGUCUGACCAAGGGCAAAGCUGCCCCUUCCCCUGCCCUCCUUGUUGACCCACUCCAUCCUGGGAAGGCCGCCUGGCCUGCUCACAGGCAUAGUGCACAAACCACUGCCCGGUGGGCUCCAUUCCUUCCUCCUCGGCCUUCUGCCCCGUUAAGCGGGGCUUACUGCCCCCAGCGGAUGCCCUGCCCUUUGCUUAGAAGAAAUUAAACACAGCCCCAGACUCUGUUCUGGCGUUCAGACAGGACCACCGCUCACACCAGCAGCCUCAGGAUGGCUCGCCUGCUGUCAAUGUAGCUGUCACCUGGAAAUCUCUUCCUGUCUCUGCUUCUGAUUCUUACACAGUGUGGAGCGGCCUUCAGCGAGUAGACCAAGAGGACAUGCAGAUCCCUUUGGGUCCAGUCAGUGUGUGUGUUCAUGUUAGUUUAAGGGACGUGUGCGACUGUGGAUGAGGAUGUGUGCCCGUGGGGCCUGGGUGGCCCGCACUGGAUCCCUGCUGUCUGCACGGCGCUUGUGUGGGACGGACGUUCUCGGUUACCUACUUCCCUGUCUCCUCUGUGUCCAUGACGCACAGGGGGAGUGGUGACGAAUGUGGGUGGUUGAGACUAGGCUGGUAGAGUAGUUCCAAGGAGAUUCGGUUGUGUGUUAAAGUAUGGGUGGGCUUUUUUUUAAAAUAUAAAUUUAUUUGUUCAUUUUUGGCUGUGUUGAGUCUUCAUUGCUGUGCACGGGCUUUCUCUAGUUGCGGCAAGCAGGGGCUGCUCUUCGUUGUGGUGUGCAGGCUUCUCAUUGCAGUGGCUUCUCUUGUUGCGGAGCACAGGCUCCAGGCGUGCGGGCUUCAGUAGCUGUGGCACACAGGCUCAGUAGUUGUGGCUCGCGGCUCUAGAGCUCAGGCUUAGUAGUUGUGGCACAUGUGCUUCAUUGCUCCGCGGCAUGUGGGAUCUUCCUGGACCAGGGCUUGAACCCGUGUGCCCUGCAUUGGCAGGCGGAUUCUUAACCACUGCGCCACCAGGGAAGCCCAGGAUGGGUUUUGUCUGCUCUUUGAGGGAAACAUUACUGUUUUAUGCCAAAAGUAUUAAUACAGGCAGCCUUUGAUAGAGUGUGUUCCAAAAAAACGA